Messenger RNA from Condylostylus longicornis, 1158 nucleotides. RefSeq lists its product as uncharacterized. The transcript has 3 exons. The record is from RefSeq and is a predicted model, not a curated record. Lineage: Eukaryota; Metazoa; Arthropoda; Insecta; Diptera; Dolichopodidae. The coding region runs from base 1 to 1158 and encodes 385 amino acids.
AUGAUAAUAUAUAAUACAAGUGCUCCACAGGAAAAUGUUAUUAACAAUAGAACAACGGCUGAAAUAACAACAACAACAAAGCAAAAUCAAAAAGGAGUAUCAUCUUUAUCAUCUUCUUCAUUAACCAAAAAGAUAUAUAAUAACUCCAAAAAUUUAUCUAAUUUGAAUGUACUGCCUAGCGAAAGUUAUUUACAUAUUGAAGGAUCGCUAACAAAAUCUACAGGUGAAAAAAGCGAUAAAAUAAAAUUUGUAAACAAUGGUGUCUGUCAUCUUUUUGAAGAAAUUCGUUACCUUUUGAAUGGAAUUGAAAUCGAUUCAACUAAAAAACUGGGGCAUACUGCUACAUUGAAAAAUUAUAUUUCAUUAUCUAACAACAAGAAUGAUAUGCUAAAAAAUGCUGGGUGGUCACCCUCAGAAACUUUCAUAACACCAACAGGCUUCUUCGAUUUUUGUAUACCACUUAAAUUUUUACUUGGUUUUGCAGAAGAUUAUAAGAAAAUUCUUGUUAAUUGCAAGCAUGAAUUGGUUUUAGUUCGUUCGAGAACAGAUGAAAAUGUUUAUCUUGUUACUGACGAAACUGAAAAACCAUUAAUAAACAUAUUCAAAAUAACAUGGAUUGUACCUCACAUCAUCACAUCCGAUGAAAAUAAAUUACCAUUAUUAAAGAUUGUUGAUAAUGCCAGACCCUUAUCAAUAAGUUUUCGUAGUUGGGAAAUAUAUGAGUAUCCAAAAUUAGCAGAAACUACACAUCAUAUAUGGUCUGUGAAAACAUCAUCUCAGUUAGAAAAACCACGUUAUAUAGUUUUUGUUCAUUUAAAUGCAGAAACAUAUCCAUAUGAAAAUUUAAAUAUAUCAUUUGAUAAAGAUAAAUAUUCUAUUCUUUAUCAUAUGUAUGCUAAUUUUCAAACAUCAUAUUACCAAGCUAUUGAAAAUAGUCCAGUUAUAUCACGUGAUCAUUUUAAAAGCAAAAUAGGUCCGAUUGUAGUUGUAGAUUGUACACAUCAAAAUGAAUCACUUAAAUCGGGAGCGGUUGAUGUACGAUUGGAAUUCAAAACAUCUAUAAAUGUUCCAGCUUCUACCUCAGCAUACUGUUUACUUAUUCAUGAUAGAGUAGUACAAUACAACCCAUUGACCAGUGAAGUUCGAAAAAUUAAUUAA